UUCACAGCUAAGCAAAUGUAAGCUUCUGCUAUGUAGGCUAUUGUUUGGCUACUGGAAUGGAAAGCGCUGGUGUUCCCCUUUGUACAGUUCUGAUUUUAUUUUUGAUCAGGGUUCGGACCUUUCAGAGAGUACUUGGUAAAUCCUAGUUGGCAGGCAGCUCAGUUUGCCAUACACCUUGGAAUGGCCCCGGGCUCUAGAGGCAUCUCUCUGGAGCAGACAGGCAAGAACCAUGGUUACAGAGAUAGAGAUGUGUGUGCCUUUUGUCCUGUUAAUCAUUGCUGCAUUGAGGGAGGAUCAGAUAGACUAGACUCAAUCAUAGACAUGAGGUCCCUUUCCAAGGACCUCAAACAAAUGGGUCUGGAGGUAAUCUACUCAAGGGACGCAGGAAGGUACCUGUGUGAUUUUGUGUAUUACUGCUCUCUGCACCAUGGCCAUGGGAGGGCAGCCUUCAUCCAUGUGCCAGCCUCAGGCAGCCUGGCCACUCCUGAAAGACUGGUACCAGUGCUGCAGACUGUCAUUCAGGCCAUGCUCAACCAGCUGGAGGCCCUACAAACAGCCAAAGACCACAUGACAACUGUCUCCAAGACUCCCGAAGACCCAACCAUGGCUACCUCAGGCUUAGUGUAGUCCUUCUGUAGCUCAGUUGGUAGAGCAUGGCGCUUGUAACGCCAGGGUAGUGGGUUCGAUUCCCGGGACCACCCAUACGUAGAAUGUAUGCACACAUGACUGUAAGUCGCUUUGGAUAAAAGCGUCAGCUAAAUGGCAUAUAUUAUUAUUAUUAUUAUAUAUUAGUGCACACAGGAGAUGAUGCAUGACUGGUUAGAUCAUCCCACUCAUAUUGUUACUAUUCAUACUGUAACAAUGUGUUGUAAACAGUAAGUCAUUCUGCUAAAUAUACAAGUAUGGAAUAUAGUCAGGUAUGUUGAGAUGUGGAUAAUGUAUAACUCAUAAGCAAUCAGUCAUGACAGCAAGUCAUCAUUCUCAUUCACUUCUCAUUCACUUUUUUAUUCAAAUUUUAAGAAAAAAAUACAAGAAAUUCUCAUAGAUAUACAUUAAGAGAAUGGCAUGUCAAAAAUACACCAUCUCAACUAUACGUGUGAAAAACCAGGAGGCCUCAGAUACAGAACUUGCAAAAAGACAGUCUAGCCAAGCUGUUUAACCAAAUCUAUUUGCCAAUCAUUGAAAUGACUCAGAGAUUCAGAUUUUGUGAAAGUAUAGGUAAAUAAAAACGAAGUAAAAUCUUCUCAGUAGAUCAAGGCCCCUUUUUGAAGUUGUCGGAAUGCAAAGCAGAACAACAGUGCCUGAAAAAUUAUACUGAUAAACCUCAAGCUCAUUAUUGCGAUUUGAUUGCAUGGAUGCAUCUUCUAUAAACCUGAGGUUUGCAUAUAGGAAAUUCUGAAGAAAAUACAAUUACAAUUAUAUUAAUAAUAUUUGAAAUGAAACAUUUUCAGUCAAUCUUAUCUCCAUGUUUGCAAAUUGGCAAUGCA
This is a messenger RNA of Oncorhynchus keta (chum salmon), 1487 nucleotides long. RefSeq names its product pyroglutamyl-peptidase I like (gene pgpep1l). Gene Ontology annotation, biological process: proteolysis. The coding region runs from base 181 to 627 and encodes 148 amino acids. The record is from RefSeq and is a predicted model, not a curated record. The transcript has 3 exons. Lineage: Eukaryota; Metazoa; Chordata; Actinopteri; Salmoniformes; Salmonidae.